AUGGAGUGCUCCUGGAAGACUCUGCUGCUGCUGGUGUGCGCCUCCCUGGUGGUGCAGUAUGUUGCCCUGCGCUCCUUCAGGGACUCCCUCUUCGGCAUAGUCAUGGUCAAAAUACACUCGCUUGUCAUCGUGGCUAAGACCUUUGUUCCAGGCUGCGAGUCACGUUGGCGGCCCCCGUGCGAUGAGAGCUGGGCUCCACCACCAGAUGGCGCUGCCACCGGCUCCUCCUCCUCCUCCUCUUCCUCUUCCGCCUCCUCUGGCCGUCGCCACAUCCUGCUGUUCGCCGCCACGCGCAGCGGCUCCUCCUUCACGGGCCAGCUGCUCAACCAACACCCGGACGUCUUCUACGUCUAUGAGCCGCUCUUCCACGUCUGGCAGUCCUUCACCAACGCCAGCUCCACCUGCUGCCAGCGUCGCGCGCCCGAGCGGCGGGAACUGCUGGGCGCCUACCGCGACCUGCUGCUGAGCCUCUACACCUGCCAGCUCAGCUUCCUGGAGAGCUACAUCCACCCGCAGCCCCAGGACCACGUCACGCCCGCCCUGUUCCGGCGCAGCUCCAGCCUGGCGUUGUGCUCCCCGCCCGUCUGCCCAGAGGAGGAGGGGAACGCUGGUGGUGGUGGUGGUGGGGAGAGCCAGGCAGGCCAGCCGGAGGAGGCGUGGUGCCACAAGAAGUGCCCCCUGCUGAACCUGACCCUGGCAUCAGAGGCGUGCCUGCGGCGAGACUACGUGGCCAUCAAGGCGGUGCGCGUGCCCACUGUGGGCGAUCUGCGCACGCUGAGCGAGGACCCGCGGCUGGACCUGCGCAUCGUGCACCUGGUGCGGGACCCGCGCGCCAUCCUGGCCUCGCGCAUGAGCGUCUUCAGCGGCUUCCGCGCCUGGCGCAUCUGGAACGCCACGGGCCGGCAGCCGCGCUACGUGGACCUGGCUCAGAUCGGGCACACGUGCCGCGACAUGGAGGCCUCGGCAGAGACGGGCCUGGUCUCGCGGCCGCCGUGGCUGCGCGGCCGCUACAUGCUCCUGCGCUACGAGGACCUGGCCUGGCGCCCGGAGGACAAGGCCCGGGACAUGUACCGCUUCCUGGGCCUGCGCAUGGAGCCCAGGGUGCUGAGCUGGAUCGCGCAGAACACCAAUGUGAGUGCGCUCUCUGCUGCCUCGGAGUGGCACUACAAGUACUCGACGGCGCGCGACUCCAGGGCCACGGCGGAGAGCUGGAGGCUGAGGCUGAACUUCAGCAUCGUGCAGGCGGUGCAGAGCCUGUGCAACAGCACCCUGGCCCUACUGGGAUACAAACAGGUGCAGAGUGUGGAGGAGCUGCGGAACCUCUCCAUCAGCCUGGUGGAGCACAGGACUUUCCAGCCAGGGCUUUGA
Engraulis encrasicolus (European anchovy) is the source of this 1368-nucleotide messenger RNA. Its product is annotated as Carbohydrate sulfotransferase 1-like. Gene Ontology annotation, molecular function: N-acetylglucosamine 6-O-sulfotransferase activity. The transcript has 4 exons. Gene Ontology annotation, biological process: N-acetylglucosamine metabolic process; sulfur compound metabolic process. The coding region runs from base 1 to 1368 and encodes 455 amino acids. Gene Ontology annotation, cellular component: trans-Golgi network. The record is from RefSeq and is a predicted model, not a curated record. Lineage: Eukaryota; Metazoa; Chordata; Actinopteri; Clupeiformes; Engraulidae.